Aspergillus thermomutatus is the source of this 2625-nucleotide messenger RNA. Its product is annotated as glycosyl hydrolase family protein. Gene Ontology annotation, biological process: glucan catabolic process. Bases 1 to 2625 code for a protein of 874 amino acids. The record is from RefSeq and is a predicted model, not a curated record. NCBI's taxonomy places the organism in Eukaryota, Fungi, Ascomycota, Eurotiomycetes, Eurotiales, Aspergillaceae. Gene Ontology annotation, molecular function: beta-glucosidase activity. The transcript is spliced from 3 exons.
AUGGGCAACGACCUCAAGGCUGUAACACUCGCUGUUGAUGAAAUAUCUGAUUCCUCUAGAGCUGGUACUCCAAGCUCCCAAGAUGAGAGCACAGGAGAGGUCGCUGAACGAUCAGCGCAACCGAACUUCACCUCCCUACUACCGGAAUUGACGCUAGAGGAGAAGGUUGGCUUGUUGUCGGGAACAGAUUUUGUUCACUCGAGCGGAGUUUCACGAUUGAACAUUCCUCCAUUAAAGCUCGUCGACUCCGUCAACGGGGUCAAAGGCUCCGAACUUCACCACGGCGUCCCAACAGCCAUUUUUCCAAGCUCGACUUUAUAUGGUGCGACCUGGAAUAAUACGCUCAUGGAGGAACUAGGAAGGGCAUUGGCGUACCAAGCGAAAUUGAAAUCCGCACAAGUCAUUCUCGGACCAACAAUUAACAUUCACCGCGAUCCUCGAGGGGGGAGGAAUUUUGAAUGUAUCAGCGAAGACCCUCUUCUAUCUGGUCAGCUUGCGGCCGGGGUCGUGCGCGGCAUACAGUCACAAGGGGUCGCUGCUUGCCCGAAACAUUUUGCUUGCAACGAGAGUGAGUUCAAAAGGAGACAGUACAGUGUCGCCGAGUCUCACAACAGCCGCACUGUUCGGGAGAUAUAUGUAGCUGCUUUCCAGGAGUUGUUGAGAAGAAGUGAGCCAAACGGCUUGAUGGCUAGCUACAAUAAGCUGAAUGGCACACAUACAACAGAGCAUCCUUUCCUGAAGGAGAUAUUGCGGGGUGAAUGGGCAUACAAUGGAUGUCUGGUAUCCGAUUGGUUUGCCACUAAAUCUUGUGCUGCAUCCAUUAAUGCUGGGCUUGACCUCGAGAUGCCCGGUCCAUCCGUCUUUCGUGGUCCAAAGCUUGUAGCAGCUGUAAGGGACGGGCUUGUUGACGAAAAAGCGGUCGAUGAGUGUGUUUCUCGAGUUCUCUCGUUGGUCGAGAAGACGCGCGAGUCUCACUCACAGGAACCUGAAAGAUCUGAAGUAAAUCCGGAGACGAACGCACUGGCCCUGCAGAUCGCAUCGGAAGGCAUUGUCCUUCUCAAAAAUGAGCAGGAUGUCUUGCCUCUUGACAUGCGUCGUGCUCCCAAGAUUGCAGUCAUUGGUGUCCCCGCCAGUGAGCCCGUCGUGAGCGGCGGAGGUAGUGCCAGUGCACCUCCGCAGUACCUACAAAAGCCAUUGGACUAUUUGAAAGACGCUCACCCCUUCCCUUCAUUGGUGAAAUAUGCUCGAGGGGUUAAUACAAACAGAACCGUCCCCAUUGUGCCGCUGGAUUACACUCUGUCCAAGAAUGGCAGCCCAGGUUUUGACGUCUCUUAUUUUAACCAGGGUUCUGAUCUGCCCGUGUACACCGAACACCAGAAGACUCCGGUGGUUGCCAUGGUUCGAAACUUGAAACCCGGUCUGAUAGAGCCGGGCUUCAGCUACGAGAUCUCAACUACCAUUACCCCCAAGACGACCGGCCCACACACUUUAGCCGCUCGCGUUACGGGCAGCUCUUCUCUAUUUGUCGAGAGCAGGGCGGUUCUUUCGGUCCCGAAACAACAUGAAGUGACAAUGGAAGAUUUCCUUUUCGAGCCAGCUCGCCUGGAACACCGCGCCUCUGUAUUCAUGGAGGCUGGAAAGCCUUACUUGGUGCGCCUACUGAGUCAGGCCCGUAUCCCUCGGGAGAACGACUACGAGCCCACUCCUCACGGUGCAACGCUGUGCUACGAGGAAUUCAAUGAUGAGCGGGCGUCGAUAUCCGAAGCCGUCCAGGUCGCUUCUACAUCAGACGUGAGCAUCAUAUUUGCCGGUCGAAAUCAGCAAUACGAAUCUGAAGGGUUUGAUCUUGAUUCCAUGAGCAUGUCCGAACCCCAGGUGAAGCUCAUCAGAGCCGUCACGGCAGUUUCCAAGAAGACAGUCUUGGUCCUCAACUGCGGCAAUCCGAUCGACGUAUCGCCUUUUGUGAAUGAAGUAGACGCGAUUCUCAAUGCUCACUUCCCUGGCCAGGAGGGCGGACAGGCAAUUGCUAAUAUCCUGACUGGCAAAACCAACCCGAGCGGCCGCUUGGCGACGACGUGGCCGAAGAAGUUCGAUGAUGAGCACGUGCCUACUUACCACAACUUCCCUGCGCAACUUACCGAACGUGGAUAUGAAAUCAAAUAUGAAGAAGGCAUUCAGAUAGGAUACAGACAUCCUCGAUCCCAGCACACUGCGCAAUGGGAAUUUGGUCACGGGUUGUCUUACACUACAUUCGAAUACUCGGGCAUCAUUGUCAGCGGCCGGGGCAUGACUGAGGAGGCAUGCGACUCUGACCUGACCAUCUCAGUCAAAGUCAAGAACACUGGGACUUACCCGGGUCAGGAGGUUGUCCAGCUCUAUGUAUCUCCUCCAGAGAGCACGAAGGUGUGGCGUCCUGCUCGCGAGCUUAAGGGGUAUGCAAAAGUAUGGAUACUUCCUGGGGAGUCGGAAACAGUGACACUCCUCUUGAGUAAGAAACAUGCAUUCAGCUACUGGGAUAAGGAUGUCAACCAAUGGCGGUUGGAGCCUGGAACCUACCGUCUUGCGGUGGGAUCUCUUGCGACUGCCUUUGACGUUGAGGACAGUUUAACGUGGACUGGACGAUAG